AUGGCACAACCACAAGCUCCAAACCCUGCCAACGUAGCGGCUGCCAUCAAUGGAAUGAAUGCAGAAGGAAACAGAAUUGCACAGAGCACCCAGGCCUACAGCAGUCAUCAAAAUCGGCUCACUGAUGAGAUGCAGCAACAACUUGCUGAUCUCCAGCGGACUAUCCAGCAGUGGACCAACAAGACUAGUGCCCAGAUUUGGAAUUUGGAGGCUCGAAUGCGGAACGGAAAAGUCAACGUGGCCACAGCAGCUUUAACUAGCAUGGUCUGCGUCGAUCCGGGCAACAACCCUCAAGUUCCAAUCGGCAAUGCCAUCCCAAACUUUCCAGCCACCCCUGAUGAUAUAUCAGAUAUGGACGUGCACGAGUGUCGCCGCCUCCUCACUGCCCUCAAUUGGCCUAUUCCUGGAGAUCAAGUUGUAGCAAGAACACUUCAAACAGCUGUGCGGGAUGCGGUCGGACUUGCACCUCUCUAG
This is a messenger RNA of Rhinocladiella mackenziei CBS 650.93, 474 nucleotides long. RefSeq lists its product as uncharacterized. The coding region runs from base 1 to 474 and encodes 157 amino acids. The transcript is spliced from 3 exons. The record is from RefSeq and is a predicted model, not a curated record. Lineage: Eukaryota; Fungi; Ascomycota; Eurotiomycetes; Chaetothyriales; Herpotrichiellaceae.